This is a messenger RNA of Podospora bellae-mahoneyi, 1485 nucleotides long. RefSeq names its product sensitivity to high expression protein she9 (gene SHE9). The transcript is spliced from 2 exons. Bases 1 to 1485 code for a protein of 494 amino acids. Gene Ontology annotation, cellular component: mitochondrial inner membrane. Lineage: Eukaryota; Fungi; Ascomycota; Sordariomycetes; Sordariales; Podosporaceae. The record is from RefSeq and is a predicted model, not a curated record. Gene Ontology annotation, biological process: inner mitochondrial membrane organization.
AUGUCGCCUCACACAACUUUGCGGCUGGCUGCCCGGCCUCUCAGUCAAUUGGCGACGAGGAAAGCGCUAGCCCAGCUGCCACCGUCGCAAUGUUUCCGGUAUAACACCUCAUGCGCUGGAUUCGGCAUUGGGCUCUACGCCCGUCUCCCACGGCACUUCUCAACCUCCCGCCCUCCCCCAAAACGACCGCAACCCGAGACAGAUCCUGUCAUUGAGCUCGGAUCUCCAAGCGAGCCCAUUCUCCUCAACGCGCCCCAGCCCGAAACCCAGCACAGCACAGAAAACACACCUUCAGACCCCUCAUCACCACCGCCAACAGAAGAUGCCGACCGCUCAAAAUCAGAACCAACUUCCGAAUCACCUUCCUCCUCCCCGGAAUCUUCCUCCCCCGACCCUUCCCCCUCCGAAUCCCCAAACCCCUCCCCCUCAAAACCCAACCCCCCCGAACCCGAACUCCCCUCCGUAACCGACUCCCACCGCCACUCCCUCUCAGUCAAAUUCUCCGCCUUCAUGGACCAGUUCCAAUCCCGCAUCCUCGUCGCAACCCAAACCCUUAACGACCUAACAGGCUACUCCGCCAUCGAAGCCAUAAAGUCCCGCAACGCCCAGCUGGAAUCAGACCUCUCCACCGCCCAAGCCCGCCUCCGCGCCGCCCGCCAAAACUACAAGUCCCUCACCACCCACCGCGCCUCGACCCAGAGGGAGGUUACCGCCCUCCUCGCGAGAAAAGACACCUGGAACCCGACCGAUCUGGAACGAUUCACUUCGCUUUAUCGAAUGGACCACACCCUCGAAGCGCAAGUCUCUGCCGCGAGCGCGGAGCUGACAGAGGCAGAGACGAACGAGAGCAGGAUAUCUGCUGAGCUGAACGCGGGGAUUUUGAGGCGGUAUCAUGAGGAGCAGAUUUGGAGUGAUAGGAUAAGGAGGCAGUCGACUUGGGGGACGUGGGGUUUGAUGGGCGUGAACUUUGUCUUGUUUUUGGUUCUGCAGUUUGUGGCGGAGCCGUGGAGGAGGAAGAGGAUGAUUAAGGGGAUUGCGGAGACGGAAAAGGAGAAUAUGGAGGAGGUGAGGAGGGAGCUGAAGGAGGUCAGGGCGGCGAUGGAGGUGGUGAAGGAGCAUCAUCAGAGACAACAACUGGCUGCGCCUGUGGUGGUGGAGGAGCCAGUUUUGGUUGAGGAGGAGGAACAAGAAGAUGGUGCUGCCGUCCCCUUGGUAACAGAAGAAGAGGAAGCCACCCGCCCAUCGGAGCAUGACUUUAGGCGGAGCGGCCUUUUUGGAGGCGGCCAGAGGCCUUGGAAAGAGGUGCUUCAGGAGUACUGGGAAGAUCCCCAGUUGCUCAGGGAUGACGCGAUGGAUUUGUAUAGCGACAGGAGGAUAGCGCUGAGGAUGAAGGAUGUGUCGGUUAUCGCGCUCGAGGGCGCGGCGGCGGGUGCUGCGGUUGCGCUGGCUGUUGCGCUGGCGGUGAUGCGGUUCAGCAGCCCAUAA